AGGUUAUGUCUUAAUAUUUUGUUCGUUGUUUUGUAACUAUUCGUUCAUUUGUUUAAACAACAACAUAAAAAAAUUGAUUUAUAAACAAUUUGUGCAUUUGUUUAAACAAAAGAAGAAGAAACAUGAAUCCACUAACGAAUAUGAAAAAUGUUGUCAAACUUAGUGAGCAGGAGUUGUAUACAUCUAAUAAAACCUCAUGGCAUGACCAGUAUAGAGACAGCGCAUGGAUAUUCGUUGGUGGUUUACCUUAUGAUUUAACUGAAGGAGACAUUAUAUGCAUAUUUUCUCAGUAUGGGGAAAUUGUUAAUAUAAACCUUGUACGAGCCAAGGAUACAGGAAAAUCAAAAGGAUUUUGUUUCAUUUGCUAUGAAGAUCAAAGGUCUACUGUUUUAGCAGUAGAUAAUUUCAAUGGGAUCAAAAUUUUAAAUAAAACUAUUAGAGUUGAUCAUGUCAGUAACUAUAAAGCACCCAAAGUUGGCAAGAAAACAGACGAUGAGACAGAAAAGUUAUACAAUGAUGGAUGUGCUCCAAAAGCUAGUGUUCCUAUGAGACCAAAGACGCCUCCAGGUGAUUUUAGAGAAACAAUAGCAGAUGUCAUUCAGCCAGACAUUAAAUUACCUGCCAGGCUGCCAAUAUUUCCUGUCAAACAAGAACCUAUUGAAACAGAUACACCAGAUGUAAAAAAGGAAAAGAAAAAGAAGAAGAAAAGUAAGAAGAACAAGAAAAAGUCAAAGGACUCUACAGAUGAGAGUGAUGUUUCAUCAGAUUCUGACACACCUCUAAAAUCAAAAGGCAAGAAAAAAAAGAGUACAAAAUAUUUAUCUGAUAAAAAUGAUUCACAUUCAGAUGCAGAAGUAAAAGGUAAUAAGAAACAAAAGAUUAAAGAAGAGAAGGACUUGUCUGAUAAUGAAGAGUCAUACAGAAAGUCAAGGAAGGAUAAAGAGUUCCAAGAAUAUAAGUAUGACAGAGAAAAUAAAUACAAGCAGUUCAAAAAGGAAAAGUCUCGUUCUAGAUCCAGAUCACCACGAUGGUCAAGACCUGGAGGAAAGGAAUAUAACUCUAAUAGCAAAUCCAGGGACAGAAGACACAGCCCUCAGUAUUCUAAUAGAUAUAAAUACUAGAUUUGAAAUGAAACUUAAAAUUUGAAAUAAAACUUUAUUUAAAUCAA
This is a messenger RNA of Aethina tumida (small hive beetle), 1168 nucleotides long. RefSeq names its product RNA-binding motif protein, X-linked 2. Bases 123 to 1121 code for a protein of 332 amino acids. The record is from RefSeq and is a predicted model, not a curated record. Lineage: Eukaryota; Metazoa; Arthropoda; Insecta; Coleoptera; Nitidulidae. Gene Ontology annotation, molecular function: RNA binding. Gene Ontology annotation, biological process: mRNA splicing, via spliceosome. Gene Ontology annotation, cellular component: U2 snRNP; catalytic step 2 spliceosome; precatalytic spliceosome. The transcript has 4 exons.